Molecule: messenger RNA, 8066 nt
Organism: Penaeus vannamei (Pacific white shrimp)
Lineage: Eukaryota; Metazoa; Arthropoda; Malacostraca; Decapoda; Penaeidae
Source: RefSeq, a predicted model, not a curated record
GACCUUCAUCACAGAGUACAAUAUGCUUUCCAGUGGAUCCAAAAAACGUGCAUACUGGGCCCCCUACUGGAAGUGGUAGAGGGCCAGAAGCUCCAGGAAGCAAUGUUGAAGAGUGUAGUAGUAUGAACCAAGGUGGCAGUACUGGGCACCAGUACCAAUACCGACCAGCGCAACACCAGAACCAUCCACCUCACACGGGAGUCUCACAGGAUUGUCCUGCUGCUCCAGUGUACCAUGCUGGUCCUCUAACCACCAUUAUGAGCUCAGUCAAUCAGCCUACCAUCCAGGUGUAUGGUGCUGUUGUUCCACAGCCGCCUGUGACUUUGAUGUCAUCCCAGAAUCCCCAUGCUACUACUCCUCAUCCCAGUGCCCCCCCACCAGUGCCUGCCCCAGUGCCUCCCGUUGUGCCUCUCUCUCAGCCUCAACCUGCCGCCACCACCACCAUUGUGGCAAUGGCACCUAUAACUGUAACUGUCCCCAUUAAUCCUGGGACUCACAGUAGUCCCCAGUCUGUAGGGUCUCCCACAUCACAGUCUGGGGGUGCUUCUGCACAAGCAGUUUCUGGGAGCACACACUCUUCCGUAGCACUACCACCGCUAUCUACAGCAUUUGUGUCUGGAAUGUCUCAACCAGGUAUAGCCCCUACACAAGUAACAUCUGUUUUAUCUGAUAUGUCUCAGCCAAUGGUAACUCCAGCACAAGUUACAACACCAAUGGUUAGUGGCAUUCCUCAGCAUUCAGUGACUCUGACACAAGUUUCAUCAAGUAUCUCAACUGGAAUGAGUCAGACACCCAUUGCAUCACCUCUUGCCACACCAUUUGUGUCUGGUAUGUCACAGCCAACAAUAGCUCCCACAAAAGUUACUGCAGCAGUCAUCUCUGGGAUACCUCAAACUGCAAUAGCUCCUUCUAGUGUUACAGUUUCUGCUGUUCCUACAUCAUCUCAGCUUGGAGGAACUCAGACAUCUGUGGCAACUGCAAAACUCACUGAGAAGUCCCAGGUCACAGUCAUUCCUGCACAAGUCACAACAGGCAGUGUCAGUUGUGUGCCUCAGUCAGCUGUUCCCCCUGGACAAGUUUUAACAGCUGUUGUUACUGGUGUACCUAAAUCUGUAACAAGUGUCUCACAUGGAAUAACUUCAGGUAUAACUGAGAUUCCUCAGAGAGGUCCUUCACCAGAUGUAGUAGAUAUAUCUGAUGAAAAACAGAGUGAUAAGGUUGAUACACAGUCUCCUUCAGCUAUAGUGCCUGGAUUGCAACAGUAUGCCAAAGAUGAUAAUGUUGAUAGAGGGUCAAAAGGUACACCUUUAGAGUACAGUAAUGCAUCUAAUUUUGGAAUUUCUCAGGCAGCAAAGAUUGCUACAAGAGGCAGUACAGCUGUUGUUUCUGGGGUACCGAAGACUGUAGUAGAGAUCACAAAAACAGCUACUGCCAUUGUUUCUGGAGUACCAAAAUCAUCCAUGGGAUCUGCACAAGCACAAACAGCUGUUGUCUCUGGAGUUCCAAAGACUCAAGUGAUGCACACACAGGUGUCUUCUUGUAGUGUCACUGGUGUAUCUAAACCAUUAACACUAACUGCACAGUCAAAUACAGCUGUAGUUUCUGGUGUACCACGUAUGUCUGUUGCUCCAACCCAGCUGACUUCAACAGUUGUUCCUAGUGCUUCUCAUCUAUUGAAGCAAGUCACUUCCACUGCCAUUUCUGAGAAAUCUAGAUCUAUAGGCCUUCCUCUAAAAGAUACCCGACCAGUGGAUCAUGAAAUUCACCAACAUAAUGUUUCUCCUUCAAAGAUAUCAUCAGAGGUACCCAGAAUAUCCAAGCACACAAAGAUACCAAACCUUGGAUCAGUAUGCACUUCUGAGGAAUCAGAGAAAACUGGUUGUGCAUCUACUCCCAAGAUGGCCUCAGAGACAGAGGUGCAAGUAAAUACCACAGAUGCAAUAAAUUCAGUACCUGAGUCAUAUGUAGCAUGUAAAGGAACAGCAAAUAAGCCAGAAGCCAAGGUUACUGAAGGAGUCAGAACAACCUGCCCUGUUUCUCCAAUGAAUGCUAGUGGUAUAGAAAUGAAAGAUGUGACAAAGGUGAAGAAGGAAAAUGAAGUUCAGCCAUCAAUAAUCCGAGAGACAGAUAUAUCCAAGUCUGUGAAUACUGCUCACCCAAUGUUCACUAUUCCAGACUUCCCUAAUAGAGUCUCAAGACCCAAUACAAGUUGGAGCCCAACACAGCAUAGUAUAACCACAGAAAAAGAAACCUAUAAGCAAUUUUCCACACCAGUUAAUCAUUCCUCAAGUUCAGGUUGUGACAUACAGCAUUCACAUUCAGUUGGUAAGAUGUCAUUAUCCUCAUUAUCCUGUAGCACAAAUAUAAGUGCCUCAAAUCAAGUUUUAGCAUCAGACAGUGCAAGAUCUCCUGCUUCUGGUGUUCCUUUAACUUUUCAGUCCAAAAAUGCUUGUCCCAACAACACCAAUAUCACCUCAAUAAAUGCUAGUGCUGCAUCAGCAGUAGUUCCAUCCACACUAAGUAAUUCGAAGAGUAAAGAGGAGGGAAUCUCACCCCUUAAGGAAAAGUCAAAAGCAAAUACAACAUGCAAUGUUGCUACUAAGGCAGUGGAUGAUGCAGGCAGGACUGGGUUGCAACGACCUGGUACAAGACACCUUCUUUGUCAAACCUUACCUUCAUUAACCAAAACGGCCACUGCCAGUGUAGCCAAAGCAAAGUCUUCAUCUAGUACUAACACGCAUAGAAUGUUGGUUAAAUCAGAAGACAAAAGUAAAGACACAAAACCAAACAUUCCAGAAAGUGUUCCUAGCAGUCAAAGCAAUCCAAGUCCUAAUAAUUCUUCUUCAAGUACAAUAACAAUAAAUACAGCAAAAAUAGAAGAAUGUGGAAAUGUAAUUGAUGUCAAAGCUGACAUAGUAAGAGCAGAACCCAUUGUCAGAAAAAGAGGCAGGCCUCCCAAGGUCAGGGACUCCAGCAGCGAUAGCUCAAGCAAUGCCCCUUCGGAAACUUCAAGUCCCAGUCAUCACUCAGGGUAUAGAUCUCCCAAGAUGAAACCAGAUGUAAAUACUACACCAGAAAAAAAAAAUUCUAGCUUGCAUGAUCCUGAUAUGAAGAAAAGUCGAAACUCAUUGCAUCCCUUUCUAGGAACAAAAACUUUGAGGUCGCACUCAGAGGAAAGAAAAAAGUCGCUUUUGCAGACUUCCACAGUACCUACCUCACCUUCAAAACAGGUGGACUGCAAGCAAGAUAUCAAGUCGGGGGGCUCUAUGAAGAUGAUAAAUAUCAAAACAGAAGUAUUUCCAAAAAUAAAGACAGAAAAGGUAUCUCCAAAGGGUGUCAAUAAAAAUUUAUCUCCAUUAAAAGUAUCCCCAAAAGAAAUUUCUCUCUUCAAAAACAAAAUAGAAAAUGGACAGGAUGAAACUUCAUUGAAAAGUUCAGAUCUAUCAAGGAAGUGUGAACUUUCUUCACCCACAAAGAUUGAUGAAUUUACAGACUCCAAAAAGUAUAUAAAAGGAGCAAAAGAAAUAAAGAAAUCACCAUCAGGUUUGUUGAGUGACCAAAGAGUGCCCAAAAAUAAUGUAGUAAUAUCAAAAUCAAAACUGAAAGAUGAUGAAAAGAAAGUAAUUUCAUCAAAUACUAGCUUAAAACGGAAAAGUAGUGAAAGCAUAGGUAGUAGUAGUAAAGUAAUAACUAAAUCCAGGGAAAGUGAAACGUCCUCAAAAGCUGCCGGGGGUGCUAAGCAUCAAGCACAGAAAUUUCAGAAAAUCAGCAAGAGCACAAAGGGAUCUACUCGGCGAUCUUGCCCAAAUGGAAAGGUGAAUAGGAAGAAAAGCCUUUUAGCUUAUUUAAAGGAACGAAACAACGAGAGUGAUACCUCAAGUGUUGAUUCUGAGGCUGCUGGUGGUGGGAGGAGAAGAUCCAAAAGCAAGGAGGAAUCACCUAAAUCCAAUAGUGCCUCUCCCUUUCCCUCGGCCUUCCCUCCACAGCCAGUUAACUCUGGCUCCCGCCGCAGGAGUGCCACUGGACAUGGAAAAUCCAAAUCCACAAAGAAGCCAAGAUGGGUGCACAACUGGUCUUGGGAAGGAGAACCCUUUGAAGGGAAAAUUUGGUUAAGAAAUGAUGAACUUCCUCUUGUUAGAACUUGUUACUCUGCCAUGCGUCACAAAGAGGGUGACAUUGUGCGUGUCCGAGAUUGUGUGCUGCUGCGUUCUGGUCCCAAAAAGACAGACCUUCCUUUUGUUGCCAAGAUUGCUGCUUUAUGGGAAGAUCCUGAGACAUCGGACAUGAUGAUGUCAAUCCUGUGGUACUACCGGCCAGAGCAUACUGAAUCAGGAAGGCGAGAAGAAGACCUUCCUGAUGAGAUUUUUGCUUCCAAGCAUCGAGAUCACCUCAGUGUGGCUUGCAUUGAGGACAGGUGCUAUGUCCUCACUUUUAAUGAAUACUGCAGAUAUCGACGAUUUCUUCGACUCUUCCAAGAAGGGGUUUACCCCAUCACAACCCCUGUUCCAGAUCCAGAAGAAGGAUAUUCUCGCAAGGAUCGACAGCCCCCAGGGUGUGUGGUUGGGGAACUGCUUUUCUUCUGUCGCAGAGUUUAUGAUUACCGUCAGAAAAGGUUAUUGAAAAAUCCUUACUGAGGGUAUGUUGGGGGGGAGGGGUUGGAGGACACAUAUGGAAAUGAGCAAUACUGUGGGGUGUGUAGUGAAACCAAUGAAAACUUACAUGACAAUGGUGAUGGUGGUGACAGUGAUGCAGCACCCAGCAUCCUUGAACUCAAUGCACUCUUUAUCUUGUGGCCAAUAAACUGAGGAACUUUUGUAGGUUCCCUGGAUGUCUGAAGGCAUUCCAGAUGAAGUUAUUUAAAUGAAGCCCAUUUUUAUGAGUUUACUUUUAAGUACUGAAGGAUAUAUUCAUAUAAAUAAAUAUAUAAUAUAUAUAUAUAUAUAAAUAUAUUAAUAUUUAUGAACUAAAUAUAUUAUAUGAGUGAGUUAUCAGAAAGAAAAUCAAAGGUGAAGUAAAGGAAAGUACGACAGUGGAACUGAGCAAAGUCAUCCGUAAAAAUUACUGCCAAUGCUUCUCAUACUUCCCAUAAUUAGUGUCACAAUAAGUAUUUUGUCAUAUGAUAAGCCAAUAGGCCUGUACAAAACAUAUGAACUUUUUAUAAAUCAACAUUGCUUGCUGAGAGUAUCCAUGCAGUAUUCCCAUAUGGUGUUACUAUUAUUUAUGAUGAAACGUGGAUGUUUUAGUGAUUAUUUCAGUGUUGCCAGUGUAUGAACCGUUUCAUAGUCAAUGUAUGAGUUAAGCAAUUUUACCUUAAUACUUCCAAGAGUUAUUUUCUAAACCAAAGUUUCUGAUAAUCUUUGAUCUAUUUAUAUUCCUAUGAUUCUUGUCUAGCCAAAUACUGUCAGUGUUUAGGAAUUUGACAGAUAUAGACUCUUUUCUUUGACUGGUUAACUUGCCCACAAUAAGUAGUUAGAUAAUCUUCAAAGUUAUAAGUUAUCCAUAAGGAAACAGUCACAAGAAAUCAAUCUCUAUCUGCUAUCCAGUGAAAACACGGCCAUUUUACUUGAAGUCAAAUAGUAAAUGUAGGGGUUAGUGGGAAAGGGUUUGGGAUUUAGUUUUGGCCAGGUUGGUCAUUUCCAACCCAGAAAGGAUCAUCAUUUUAUAUAUUAUGUAGAGCCAUUUAACACAUAUCUGACCAAGAAUGCAUAGCAGAUAUUACAGUAUUGUAAGGAGGUUAUAAAAAAAUAAUGAUCAUAUUAUUUGGAUUAAAAAAAAAGAAAAAAGAAGAAAAAAAAGGCACAGGAUAUAGCACACAAUAUCUCACAUGUAAAGCAGCACAGCAUUUUAUCAGUAAUUGCACUUACCAUGAUUUUUUGUUUUUGCUGUCAAACAUGAUAGUUAUUUAGACAGACUUUGUGUUCUCUGUCAGAAUUGAUUGAAAGGAAAUUGAUUUAUUGUAGUUCAUAAGUGUUGACUUUGUUUGUAGGCUAUUGUUGCUUUAAUUGUUAUCAUUUUACCUUUGCCAAUUAUUUUGACAAUCAUUUUGUAAGUUUGGUUGGUAUGGAAGAUUUGUUGAAGACAUGGUUUGAAUUUGUCUCUUUGUUGCAUUUAGAGAAAUCAGAUGUUCAGCUAUUUGGUAAUCAAUAAUGCAUCUGUUGCAUCUCUUGGGUAUGCAUAGAAGCCUUUCAAAUAGAUAUGGGACGUCCAUUUUAUUUGAAUAUAUUGUUUCCAUUCCACCAGUUGAAGUCUGCUUGACCUCUUGACUGUUAUCCAAUAUCAAUUUUUUUAACUUUUAAAAUGAAAAGCUUUAAUCAGAAUUGAAUGAUGAAUAUAUAUAUACAUACAUACAUAAAGUAUAAACUUGUACCUUCUUCAUUUUUUCCUGUCAGUUCUUUUAUAAUUGUGACUUUGAUUUCCCUUGAUACUUUUAAUUAAUGAAUUUUAAUCAGUCACUGACCUAUAAAACUAUCCUGCAGAUUUCUUAGUCAGUUAUGUAUCUUGGUCUGAUAACCUCAGUUUAGUUGGAAUACAGGUCUCCAGUAUAAUUACAGUUCAGACUCAGAGUAUCCUCUACUUUUAUAUACAUUCAUACAUUACUACAAGUCUUCAGAGUCUCUUGGAGUAAAUCUUUCCUGCUGUCCAUUGUCUUCAUUUAGCAAUUAGGUUCUGUUAACAUGUCAUAUAGCUCUGCUGUAUCUUUUUUUUCUCUCUCUUUUUGCUCUUCUUUUUUAACAGUGUACUUCCUAUAGCAUUCAGUCUUUCUCUUUCCAUUCCAAGUAUGAUAAUUGGAUGACAUUUGAAUAGAUAAAGGGACUUCAUUGUGUAUUGGACUUGGAUCUAAAUGCAUUUUUCUUAUUGUUGCCUGAAGUUUCUAAGAUCCGUAUUUUGUGAAUUGUAAUCAUUUACAAUAUAUUUUUAUGUAUAGGUUGUACAUUUUCUUUUAGUUUACAGUAAGUCUGCUAUUCAGAAAGAAAAUCAAACAGUACUUGAUUAUCAUUCGCUGAAGUGAAAUUUAGAAUUCCAGUCCUCUUAUUAUAGAAUGACAUGGAUUUUGCCUUCAGUCAUAUUUCUGGUUAGAAUUUCCCCUGUUGACUGAUAACUGUAGAUAUAUAUGUGAUUACAUUUCAUUGGUUUUCUUUCUUUUUUGUGUGUGAUUAACUACUAAUCGAUUUGGUGAAAAAAAUGAAACAAAGAAUAACCUAAAGUCAUUAUUUUGUGUAAAGCAAGAAAAUUUAAAUAAAGUUUAAGAAAAAGUGUUAACUUGCACAACCAGAUGCUCAAGUCUCAAGUCUUUACUACAGCAGACUGGGAACUAAAAAAUACAAUUCACGACUGACUCAAGGUGUCCAUUCAUGUCAUGUUAGAGCCACUCACAUGUGUACCUUCAUUCUGAGAUGUGUGAUCAUAUUGCAUUGCUUUUGCACACUUAGGGAUUUAGGAUGAACAUGCAGUUAACAUUGAAAAUAAAAGAUCUAAAAAGCCUUAUAUCUCGUCGGCUGACUUGUAAUGUUUUAUAUAUUAUUCAGAUGAAACACACUUGAUUAAAACUCUUGCUUCUUCCACUGAAAAAGGGUUUAAAAGAUACAUGGAGGUAUAUUGUGUUUAAAUUAUUGUUCUGCACAGUCUAGGUAUAGACUUUUAUAUACAUAUUUUUUUUUUUUACAAGGAACAUUUGUCAAGUGGAAUUGUAAAUUAUGUGAUUGUCAUGCUUUAUUUUCCUUCUAAGCACACUUUCUUGUCCUCACCUUUUUGUAUGCAGGAAUGAGUGUGCAAGACAAAAGUUAAAUUAGGUGUGUGUUUUGAUGAGUCUGUUAUUAAUAUCUACCAGUAGUGUCUAGAUAGGUGACCUUCCUUCAUAGAUCCUUAUCUAGAGGAGAGCUUUUCUAGUGAGCCUGUAUGGGCAGAGUCUUCACUGUUAGUUUAUGUUGUGUUAGUGUGUAGAUGAUAGUCUUUGGGUAAUUUGUUAUGGCAAGGAGUCUAUAUUAUUACAACAAUUGAGUAUGAUAACUAAGAUAUGUAAAUAAGAAUAGAUUUAUGUUUAAAAUGAAAUAAAAGGACAAACUUGU